This is a messenger RNA of Copidosoma floridanum, 3633 nucleotides long. It is a transcript of the gene Haspin, whose product is annotated as haspin. Gene Ontology annotation, molecular function: ATP binding; histone H3T3 kinase activity. Gene Ontology annotation, cellular component: nucleus; cytoplasm. Lineage: Eukaryota; Metazoa; Arthropoda; Insecta; Hymenoptera; Encyrtidae. The record is from RefSeq and is a predicted model, not a curated record. Gene Ontology annotation, biological process: protein phosphorylation; mitotic cell cycle; intracellular signal transduction.
AUGAACGGUCAGGUGAUAAAAACGUACAGCAAAAGAAAACCUGUUGCUUUGUUUAAAACAGAAUCAAAACUGGUGCCGAGUAUUACAAAAUUACGGCUCAGUAAAAUUCGGGAGUCGCAAUUGAAUGACAAAACUUUGGAAAUUGGAACGUUUGACGAUACUUUCGAUAGACUAGUUGCUGGUGUAGACAAACCACCAUCGUCCAAGAAUUCUCCAAAACAGGUUGACCUUGUUGGCCAGGUUGGUUUGAAUCAAGUUGUGUUUAAAGUCCCUCGGCAGACUCAGAAAAGUUAUGGUAAGAAAAACAAACAGACUUUAAAGUAUGAUGAGAAUCGCAAUGAAGAGGAACAGAAUACAGAUAAAAAUAGCAUUUCUGAUAAAAAUAAUACUGUCAAACGGAAAAGACUUCAUUCUGACAGCAGUGAUGAUGGUAAGACUUGUAACACCGAUGUUCCAGAUAGUGAUAAAGAGGAAGCACCCUAUUUUGUUGAAAGAAAAGCAGGAGGUGCCAAGAAAAAGAGAAAAUUAUCUCAUACCAAGGAAAGUAAAAAUGACAUUAAAUUAAAAAAAUGUACAGUUCCCUUACAAAGAUUUAAAUUAGGCACCAACACUAUUGACAAUGAAGUAAGCACUGCGGAGAACAAAGCAGAUAAAGAAAAUGUAUCCCAAUCCAAUGAUAGUUUUUUAAAGGUUCCUGAAUCAUGGAAACAUACAGAUUAUCUUACCAGUACACCCUUUCAGAAUAGAAGAUUAAAUGUUUGUUUGGAUAAUAUAUCUCCCAUUGCUUUAAAUAAAGUAUCACAAAAUAGUCAUAGUCGAGGUAGCCCUUUAAAAAAUAGUAUAAACACAGAAAACAGAAAUGCAGUAGAAAAAAGCAUGAAUCUCUCAAAUAUUUCUCAGUCGCUAUUUAGCAGCCGUGAAAAUGAUUAUUCUGGAAUGCCCGUGAAUUUUACCAAGUCUGUCAAUGGGAACAAGAUCAAUCCAAAAAGUUUUGUAGAUUCUCCACUACUUUUUGAAGACACGCUUACUAAUGACAGCAAUAAAAGUAAUAUUAGUACUGCAAGUUCUCUUAAAAAUAUUGAAAAGCCAUUCAAUACUAUUAAAAUAUCAUUCGAUAGUUCUGUUGAAAAUAUUAAGAUUCUUGAAAAUCAAGACUCUGGUGAAAAAAUGAACCCAAGAUUUUAUGAGUCUUCGUACAUUCCUGAUGAUUGGACUAAUGAUUACAAUUCGUCAUAUGAGUAUUACGCGGAAAAAAAAGAUGACAAACAAGUAGUAGAAAGUACCACAAAAAAUGUAGAAGAUAUACCGAACACAUCAUGCACAAAGGAUAAAGAUAAUGAUUUUGAGAAUUCGACAAGUGGUAUCAGCUCAAAAAAUGCGAGUAGUUUAGACAAACAAAACCUUAGUAUCGAACGCAGUAUGGAUAGUAAAAGCAUUGAAAAAGAAACUGUUACAUCAAAAAGUAUAGAAAACGAUUUUGAACAAAGUUGUGACAAUUCUUUGCAGUCCGCGUCAAAGUUUUCAGAAAAAAGUCAAGUUAUAAACGAUACAAUAAUAGAAAACGUUUUAGAAAGUAUGAGUGAAGAAGGAAUUCUCAAAAAUUGUACACUUGAUCAGACUGAGACAAGUAAGUUUUCCAGUGAUGACAGGAAUAACGACACUUCAAGUAGCAAAAUAAGCAAUGAAAAAGUAGUCCUGGACGUUUCAAAAAUGGGUGGUCAAGAAAGCUUGGACAAAUGUGUAAAAGAGAUUAAAAGCAUCGUCGAUCUUUGCCCUAAAAAAUUGUUUGUACUCUUACCAAAACUUAACUAUGAUGAUAUUAAGAACAAACUGCAGGUCAGGUCCAGAACGCCUUCGAAUGAGAAGCAACUGAACAACACCAAAAGAAAAUCUAGUAGGUUGUCCAGCCAAUCUAACAAGGACCGUGAAUUAGGCAGUCAAGAAAACAAUUUACCGAUUGAAGAAAGCCCUAAUGCUUCAAUGGAAAGUAUUUCGUCAGCCGACUCGGCAAAUGAUCCAAAAAAGAAUAAUAAUUUUGAUAUGGAUGGCAGCGAGCUAGAACUACGUGCGAAUCUUUUAAAAAUGAAAGGUUUUGUGAAAGUAACGCAAAGAAGGGUCGUGAGAAAGAGAUUGGACAAAUCAUUAGAAGCGAUUGCUGAGAACGUAGCUGAGCCUUCUUUUGGUGAUACUAAUGAAUCCAAGACGAGCAGAAUCAAAUCAUUAGGCACAAAAAUUUCGGUUACCAAUAAACAUUCGGAUGAAAAAGCUUUGACGAACGACGAGUAUGACAAUAAUAUAAAAUCUCUUGAAAAUCGAGCAGUUUUUUUGAAGUCUGGAAAAUCGUGGGCAAGAUCUUUGUCAAUUAUUAAUAACUUCCACAACAAACAACACUUGGAUGAAUUGGCGAUUGGCAGAGGCAAAAGUUGGACGCAGAGCAUUCAAACUAUUUUGAACAUGCAGCCGGACGGAAAUGGUCAAAAAGACGGCGACAGAGAAAGUGACGGAAAAAUAAACCCUACGGUCUUACAAAAUCGGGUUUCGUCGAUUCCGCUUAGCCCCACGCGCUUCUCGAAGCGUUUUUCCAUACGAAUCAUCCCAAGUGGGAAAAGGUCAACGCUCACUGAUGACUUUUUUAACUCAAACCGACUCAGCUCCAGAAAUAAUUCAAUCUCAAGGAAAACUUCUCUGAGUGCGUUCUACAUAGAGUAUUGCCGUAAAAUUGGUGAAGGUGUUUAUGGCGAAGUAUUUUUGCAUGAUAAGGAUGACGUGAAAUCAGUGAUAAAAAUUAUACCCAUCGAAGGCGAUCAAUUGGUGAAUUGUGAACCACAGAAAAAGUUUCACGAAAUACUUUCGGAAAUCAUAAUAUCCGAAGAAUUGCACGAACUCAGACGUGGUGAUAUUCACAACACAAACGGUUUUGUCGGAGUUAAUAGAAUAAUGUGCGUCAUUGGAAAAUAUCCCAACAAAUUAGUUGAUUUGUGGAAUGUAUACGACAAAGAGAAAAAAUCCGAAAAUGACUGUCCUACUAUGUUUGGCGACGAACAAUUGUUUAUUAUUCUUGAACUUGCCCACGGUGGACAAGAUCUCGAAGUUUACCGUUUUCAAAACGCUGCAGAGUCGUACUCGAUUUUCCUUCAGAUUUCAUACAGCUUAGCUGUCGCCGAACAAUCACUCGAGUUCGAGCAUCGAGAUUUACAUUGGGGCAACGUUCUUAUAUCCAAAACGGAAGAAAAAAAUUUAAGUUUCAAGUUGAACAAUGACGAGAUAAGUCUUCCAACUAAAGGUGUCAAGGUUUCUGUGAUAGAUUUUACGUUGUCUAGAAUGUCGUACAAGGGCUGUAAAAUCUUUAACGAUCUGGCAUUGGAUCCUACACUAUUUGCAGCUCAAGGGGAAUAUCAGUUUGACAUAUACAGAAUGAUGAGGGAUAGCGUGAACAACGACUGGCAACAGUUCAAACCGCAUACCAAUGUUUUGUGGCUGGACUACACGCUUGAGAAAAUGAUAACAGCUGCUAGAUAUAAAAAAAAGACGACGAAAAUUCAUAAAACUGCCAUAAGCCACAUGAAAAAGUUGCGCAAAACGCUUUUAAAUUACCAAAGUGCCUCUGACUUUGUAAGUAAUUGUGAAAAACUC